Molecule: messenger RNA, 1567 nt
Organism: Rhododendron vialii
Lineage: Eukaryota; Viridiplantae; Streptophyta; Magnoliopsida; Ericales; Ericaceae
Product: protein trichome birefringence-like 38
Exons: 5
Coding region: 175-1308 (377 amino acids)
Cellular component (GO): Golgi apparatus
Molecular function (GO): O-acetyltransferase activity
Source: RefSeq, a predicted model, not a curated record
AUUUUAUCACUUCCCAUGUGACCCCCCACCCCUAAAGAACCCCAAAAAUCCUUCUCUCUGCCUCCCUCUCUCCAGAGUAAUUAUAAGUACCUCACCUAGCAGGCACUUAAAUUCAGACAACUUUUGUGCACCGCUUCUUUAUUCCUUACUACCUUUUAUGCACCGCUAUCCGAGAUGGGUAGUAUGUUGUACAGCCAGGCUCUGUUAGCUCUGUUUCUUGUUUCUCUGUUUCUGCCUUCUUCUCUGCAACAACGACAACAAGAAGAGGAAGUGAGAGCAGAGCAAAUCUUCUUCUUCAAUAAUGUAAGCAGUAGUUUAUUGAGAGGUAGGGGGCUAGCGAAUGGGUGUAAUUUGUUCCAAGGGAAAUGGGUCGUGGAUGCCUCGUAUCCACUCUACCAGUCCUCAGGCUGCCCUUUCAUUGACCCUGAGUUUGAUUGCCAAAAGUAUGGACGCCCUGAUAAAGAGUACCUCAAGUUCUUGUGGAAACCUGACUCCUGUGACUUACCCAGGUUUGAUGGAAUGGAGUUUUUGAGGAGGUGGAGGGGGAAGAAGAUAAUGUUUGUGGGUGACUCACUGAGUCUGAACCAGUGGGAAUCCUUGUCCUGUAUGGUUCAUGCGUCGGUGCCAAAUGCCAAGACAACCUUUGCCAAGAAGGAUUUGCUGUCUUAUGUCACUUUUGAGGAUUAUGGAGUGACAUUAUACCUGUAUCAUACAACAUACUUGGUGGAUAUAGUUCGAGAAAAGAUGGGAAGAGUGUUGAAAUUGGACUCCAUCCAAGGUGGCAAUGCGUGGAACGGAAUGGACGUGUUGAUUUUUAACACGUGGCAUUGGUGGACCCACAAGGGCAAAUCUCAACCAUGGGAUUAUGUGCAAGAUGGGUCCACGAUAUCGAAAGAUAUGGACCGUUUGACCGCAUUUUACAAAGGGUUGACAACUUGGGCCAGAUGGGUUGACCAAAACAUUGAUCCUGCCAAGACCAAAGUCUUCUUUCAGGGGAUAUCUCCCACCCACUAUCAGGGAAAGGAUUGGAAAUCUGGAGCAAAGAAUUGCAUGGGAGAGCAACUACCACUGACCGGAUCGACAUAUCCCGCCGGGACCCCUCCAGCCGUCGCUACUGUAAACAGAGUACUGAGCACAAUCAAGAAACCAGUCUACCUACUAGACAUCACAACACUUUCACAACUAAGAAAAGAUGCUCACCCGUCCACCUAUAGCGGUGAACACUCCGGUACCGACUGCAGCCAUUGGUGCCUCCCCGGGUUGCCUGAUACUUGGAACCAGCUCCUAUAUGCAGCUCUCAUCAUGUGAAGUCGAAGACUAGCUAGAUCAGAGUCAGUAAUUUCCCUCUUGUAUCCUGUUUUCUGUCCGUUUCCGGUUAUUCCGGGUAAAUAACAAAAUUGCACGACAACCGCUUGUAAAAUCAUUACUGGGUUGCCGUUCAUUUGCUUAGAUUGUAUAGGAAAGAACACAGGAAAUGAUUUCAGCAGAUGUUUAUGUAACUGUAGUUGGAGAUGUGUAUUGUUGAUUUUGUUAAUAGUUACUGUCGAUUCUACUAAGCUUCACCAAA